AGCACGUCUGCGGUUUAAUGAUGAGAAUUCUUGGAUGACUUCGGUUGGUGGCGAUGAGAGCUUCUGCAACGUCAGUACUGUGUGGGGAUAUAGAACGAGUGCCGGACUUGAGGCUCAGCGAUGGGCGGCGGCCGUCGAUGGUUGUCAUUGACGAGGUUCUCUUCUGGCUCCAGGAUCUUUGAGAUGAGACACUGAUUUGGGGGUUUCUUGGUAUCUCUGGGAGUCUUCUGAACCAUAUGUCCUGCCAGAAUCCAGGCCAACCUAAAUUCAUGGAGGACCACUAAGCUUUAAUCGCCUUAAGAGAAAAAGGGCUGAAAACCCUGUGACUAUGCCAAGUAAUAAAACUUCAUCCCAGAAACCUACAAUCCUUGUUCCAGAGGAUUAUGGGAGCUCAUGUGAGGGAUCUGUGUCCUUAAGGGAUGUGACUAUAGAUUUCAGCAGAGAGGAAUGGCAGCACCUAGAGCCUGCUCAGAGGAACCUCUACCGGGAUGUGAUGCAGGAGACCUACAGCCACCUGCUUUCCGUGGGGUACCAAGUUCCUGAGCCAGAGGUUUUCAUGGUGGACCAAAGAAAGGAGCCGAGGGCAUUGCAGGGUGAGAGCCCACAUCAGAGUUGCCCAGAAUUGCAGCAGAGUGGUGACCAGACAGACAGCUGCCAGCAAAUGGAAAAUAAAACAUUAAGAGACAUUGUUUUAAUCAAGAACAUACCAUCUACAAAGUGUUAUUAUGAAGAUAAGGAUAUUAGAAAAGUAAUUCCACUUAGCCCAAAUGGUGGUAUUCCUCCUCCCCAAAGACCCCACCAGCAAGAUUCAUUUGGGAAUGACCUGAAACAUAUUCUAGACUGUCAAAGUUAUAAUAGAAAUAAUGCAUCAAAGAGCACUAAAAAGAUGGAUGGACAUGGUAAAAUAUCUUCCUUUACUAUGUAUGAGUGUCCUAUAACAAGAGAAAGACUAUGGGACCAUAAUCAAUGUAGGAAAGUCCUCAGUUAUAAACAAGUACCCAGUCAAUAUCAGAAAAUUCAUACGGUGGAGAAAUCCUUUGAUUAUGCCGAAUUUGGAAAGAUCUUCACCCACAAGUCACAGCUCAAUGUACAUAUAAAAGCCAAUAUAGGAGAAAAACUCUAUGUAUGUAUUGAAUGUGGGAAGGCGUUUGUCCAAAAGCUAGAAUUCAUUACACAUCAAAAGAACCAUACUAGAGAGAAGCCCUAUAAAUGCAAUAAUUGUGGAAAGUCUUUUUUCCAAGUAUCUUCUCUUUUCAGACAUCAGAGAAUUCACACUGGAGAAAAACUCUAUGAAUGCAGGGAGUGUGGGAAAGGCUUCUCUUAUCACUCCGAUCUCAGUAUACAUCAGAAAAUUCAUACUGGAGAGAGACACCAUGUAUGCAGCGACUGUGGCAAGGCAUUCACACAAAAGUCCACACUCAAGAUGCACCAGAAGAUCCACACGGGUGAGAGAUCCUACAUAUGUAUUGAAUGUGGACAGGCCUUCAUCCAGAAGACACACUUGGUUGCACACCGGAGAAUUCAUACUGGAGAAAAGCCAUACCAAUGUAGUCACUGUGGGAAAGCCUUCGUUUCCAAGUCACAGCUCCAGGUACAUCAACGGAUUCACACAAGGGGGAAACCUUAUAUAUGCACGGAAUAUGGGAAGGUCCUCAACAAUACUUCAAACCUCACUCCACCGAAGAAAGUUCCAAUGAGAGAGAAGUCUUCCAUCUGUACUGACUGUGGGAAGGCCUUUACCUACAGGUCUGAGUUAAUUAUUCAUCAGAGAAUUCACACUGGAGAAAAACCUUAUGCAUGUGGUGAGUGUGGAAAGGCCUUCACUCAGAAGUCAGCACUCACAGUGCAUCAGAGGAUACACACAGGAGAAAAAUCCUAUGUGUGCAUGAAGUGUGGGUUAGCCUUCAUCCAGAAGGCACAUUUGAUUGCACAUCAGGUAAUUCAUACUGGACAGAAACCUUAUAACUGUGGCCAGUGUGGGAAAUUCUUUACUUCCAGGUCACAGCUGCAUGUGCAUAAACGAAUUCAUACAGGAGAAAAACCCUAUAUAUGUAAUAUGUGUGGGAAGGCAUUUACCAACAGGUCAAAUCUCAUCACUCACCAGAAAACUCACACAGGAGAAAAGUCCUAUAUAUGUUCUAAAUGUGGAAAAGCCUUCACUCAGAGGUCAGAUUUGAUUACACAUCAGAGAAUUCAUACCGGAGAGAAACCAUAUAUAUGCAAUACCUGUGGGAAAGCCUUCACCCAGAAAUCACACCUCAAUAUACACCAGAAAAUUCAUACUGGAGAGAGACAAUAUGAAUGCCGUGAAUGUGGGAAAGCCUUCAACCAGAAAUCAAUACUCAUUGUGCAUCAGAAAAUCCACACAGGAGAGAAACCUUACGUAUGCACAGAAUGUGGGAGAGCUUUCAUCCGCAAGUCAAACUUCAUUACCCAUCAAAGAAUCCAUACUGGAGAGAAACCCUACGAAUGCAGUAACUGUGGGAAAUCCUUUACCUCCAAGUCUCAGCUCUUAGUACAUCAGCCAGUUCACACAGGUGAGAAGCCCUAUGUGUGUACUGAGUGUGGGAAGGCCUUUAGUGGCAGGUCAAACCUCAGUAAGCACCAAAAAAUCCAUACUGGAGAGAAGCCUUACAUCUGUUCUGAGUGUGGGAAGACGUUCAAACAGAAGUCAGAGUUGAUUACACAUCACAGAAUUCACACUGGCGAGAAACCUUAUGAAUGCACUGACUGCAGGAAAUCUUUCACCAAGAAAUCCCAGCUCCAAGUGCAUCAGCGAAUUCACACAGGGGAGAAGCCUUAUGUGUGUGCUGAGUGUGGGAAGGCCUUUACUGACAGGUCAAAUUUAAAUAAACAUCAAACCAAACACACCAGAGAUAAGCCAUAUAAGUGUGCAGUCUGCGGGAAAGGCUUUGUUCAGAAAUCAGUGCUCAGAGCCUCUCACCGUAUUCACACUGGUGAGAAACCCUAUGAGUGUAAGCAGUGUGGGAAAGCCUUCAGUCGCGAUUCUCAGCUCAAUCUUCAUCAGAGGCUUCACACUGGUGAAAAACCUUAUGCAUGCAAGGAGUGUGGAAAGGCCUUUACUCAAAGCUCACAACUUAUUUUACAUCACAGAAUUCAUACUGGUGAAAAACCAUAUAAAUGUGAAGAAUGUGGAAAAGCUUUUAUUCGUAGCUCACAGCUCACACGACAUCAGAAAGUCCAUACUGGUGAGAAGCCUUACGAAUGUAAAGAAUGCGGUAAAGCCUUUACUCAGAACUCACAACUUACUCUGCACCAGAGACUUCAUACUGGUGAGAAGCUCUAUGAAUGUAAGGAAUGCCAAAAGGUGUUCACUCAGCUUUCACAACUUAUUCUGCACAGAAGAAUUCAUACCGGUGAGAAACCCUAUGAAUGCAAGGAGUGUGGGAAGGCUUUUAUUUGUGGUUCUCAGCUUUCCCAACAUCAGAAAAUUCAUAAUGGGGAAAAGCCAUAUGAAUGUAAGGAAUGUGGAAAAGCAUUUAUUAGGGGCUCCCUCCUUAUGCAACAUCAACGGAUUCAUACCGGCGAAAAACCAUACAAGUGUGAAGAAUGUGGGAAGGCCUUUAUCCGUGGCUCACAACUUACUCAACAUCAGCGAAUCCAUACCAAUGAAAAGCCCUAUGAAUGUAAGGAAUGUGGAAAGACCUUUAGCCAUGGCUCACAGCUUACUCAACAUCAAAGAAUUCAUACUGGUGAGAAACCUUAUCAGUGUAAGGAAUGUGGAAAAGCCUUUAACCGGGGCUCACUUCUUACUCGCCAUCAGAGGACUCAUACAGGUGAGAAACCUUAUGAAUGUAAAGAGUGUGGGAAAAACUUUAGUCGUGGUUCUGAACUUACCCAACAUGAGCGGAUUCACACUGGUGAGAAACCCUAUGAAUGUAAGGAAUGCGGGAAGUCUUUUAUUCGUGGCUCACAACUUACUCAACAUCAGCGAAUCCAUACUGGUGAAAAACCUUAUGAAUGUAAAGAAUGCAGAAUGGCCUUUACUCAGAGUUCCCAUCUUUCUCAACAUCAGAGACUUCAUACUGGUGAAAAACCCUAUGUGUGUAAUGAGUGUGGCAAGGCCUUUGCUCGUGGCUUACUGCUUAUCCAACAUCAGAGAAUUCAUACUGGUGAGAAACCCUAUCAGUGUAAGGAAUGUGGGAAGGCUUUUAUUCGUGGUUCACAGCUUACUCAGCAUCAUCGAAUUCACACUGGAGAAAAGCCCUAUGAAUGCAAAGAAUGUGGGAAGGCCUUUAGUCAUGGCUCUCAACUUACCCUGCAUCAACGAAUCCAUACUGGUGAGAAGCCCUAUGAAUGUAAAGAAUGUAGCAAGGCCUUUACGCAGAGCUCACAUCUUUCUCGACAUCAGCGAGUUCAUACUGGUGAGAAACCAUAUCAAUGUAAGGAAUGUGGUAAGGCCUUUACCCGGGGUUCACAACUAACUCAACAUAAGAGAAUUCAUAUCCGUGAGAAAUCUUUUGACUGUAAGGAAUGUGGAAUAGACAUCAGUCAUGGUUCACAAGUUUUUAUAUGAAUUAUUUGGUCCUUUGUGAUAAACAUGGAGUGCUAUCUCUAGUCAUCCAUUAUCAGUAAAGAAUUUCAAAUAUGAAUGUGAUCUAUAUUUGUUUUAUAAAGCUUAGAAUCAGAGAAUUGAGAUGGGAGAAUGGAAUUGUUCAUGUAAUCCAUACAAGAAAACCUUUCAUUAUGGGAAACCU
Dipodomys spectabilis (banner-tailed kangaroo rat) is the source of this 4718-nucleotide messenger RNA. RefSeq names its product zinc finger protein 420. Gene Ontology annotation, molecular function: RNA polymerase II cis-regulatory region sequence-specific DNA binding; DNA-binding transcription activator activity, RNA polymerase II-specific. NCBI's taxonomy places the organism in Eukaryota, Metazoa, Chordata, Mammalia, Rodentia, Heteromyidae. The record is from RefSeq and is a predicted model, not a curated record. The transcript has 7 exons. Gene Ontology annotation, cellular component: nucleus. Gene Ontology annotation, biological process: regulation of transcription by RNA polymerase II. The coding region runs from base 329 to 4537 and encodes 1402 amino acids.